GAUUAUUCAAGAUCCGACGGAUCUUAAUCACAAAGCAUUGCUCUUGAUUGACCGAGGGAGUUAAGAUGAUUUCAAGCAUCUCCAUGCAAGAGCAAGCGCAGAGGGCGCGUGCCAUGUCCUGAAGUCAAGUGUGGUCAUUCCAGCUGCUCGUGCUGUAGCAUGCAUUUAAGAGCGAGGGCGUCAUCUACGUUAUUGCAAAAGUAACACAAUCCCAUGGGCGAAUCCUCAUAGUGACCAAGCAUGCUGAAGGGACUUGAACCGGUAAAUUGCAGCGUGUGUUGCUGUACACUGGCCAGCAAAAUUGUAAUGGUGCUCUUUAUGGUGCUUUUGGUUUUCGCUAUCUUGUUUGGAAACACUGUGACUUUGGCCGUGGUGCUAGGGACCAAGCACUUCCACACGCCACAGGGAUAUCUCAAAGCGUCUCUGGCGGUGGCAGACCUGGCGGUGGGAAUUUUUGUGGUGCCUCUGUCUGUUUACGCAGAGGUGUCACUCAUGUUUAACAACUCCUCGCCGGAAUGGACCUUUAACAAUUCACAAGCGUCAACCUUUCACCCAUGUGCUGUCAUCGGUCCCAUAUUUGCCGGCUGCACUUUGGUGUCGAUUACGACUAUAUUUCUUCUAACCAUCGAAAGGAGCAUUGCAGUUUUGAGACCAUUACACAAGGAGUCGGUGAUUACGCGUAAACGGACCACAAUCCUUAUUAUUUUCUCUUGGGUGGGGAGUUUUCUGUUGGCAGUGUCUCCAAUGAUUUUCAGCAAUGAAAUUGCCCUUGAAUACAAUCCAUGUAGCAGGAUGUGCAAUUACGCAAUUGGUACCAUAAGCGAGUUCCCGACCCGAGCUUGGAACAUUCUUCUACUGUUCCCAGCGUUUGAUUUCACUCUCUUAGGGGGGACUGUGGUAAUAAAUAUAAUUUCCCUGUCGACCAUACGCCAGCACUCAAAGCGCAGAAAACAUCUGGCUGAAAGUGACAGCCAAAGUGUCACAAAACCCACUUUUUCCGACAUUAAAGCCGCUAAAACCAUCGGGACACUGACGCUUGCAUUCACAGCAUCUUUCACGCCUAUUGCAGUCUUUGUCGUUGGAAAUGUAAUUGGAAACGAAUGGUGCAAUUUCUCUUUUUUUGCUUUUUGGAUAUUGGCCACUAAUAGUUGUUGGAAUGUCAUAAUAUACAGCGUCAGAGAUCAGAAGUUCAGACUCCGAGCGCACCAGCUUUUCAUACGCUCACAAACCAAGAAUGCCUCUAAAACAUGACAUUCUUUCAUGAUUAGGCUAUUUGACAUUGACUCAGUCAAGUCGAACUGAUAUUACUUUGCAGGAGGUAGGCAAGACUACUAAAGACGAACUGAGAACUAUCAGUGAACAAGUGAAAUUCAUGAACAUAUUCCCAAGUGCGCGUUUUGGCUAAUGGCAACGCUAUUUCAGACGGUCACAUUUAAACCAUGACCCAUUUGCAUGUCUUUUAGAUUGAUGUUGUGAAAAUGUAACAUCAUGAAUGUGUUAUUGUUCCGGGUAUAUUGUUCUGUGUUCAGUGAUGUAAUACUCAUAACCCGUUGCAAUUUGUGAAAUGGUUAAGGCUCCCUAUGCUGUUUGAAUUGGAUUUGUGUUCAACUCGGAAACAUCAUUGGCACCCAUUUUCUGCCUCAACAAUAAAAAUAUUUGCUAGAAUUUGUCAGACCCAAAACGUGAUGUCUCAUGCUUGCGCGCACACACGAUGUCCAUUAAAGGAGAACCCAGGCUACA
Molecule: messenger RNA, 1740 nt
Organism: Hypomesus transpacificus
Lineage: Eukaryota; Metazoa; Chordata; Actinopteri; Osmeriformes; Osmeridae
Product: beta-2 adrenergic receptor
Exons: 2
Coding region: 241-1251 (336 amino acids)
Biological process (GO): G protein-coupled receptor signaling pathway
Cellular component (GO): membrane
Molecular function (GO): trace-amine receptor activity
Source: RefSeq, a predicted model, not a curated record